ACAGCAACUUCUUUGAAUACCGACCAUCGAAUUAUUUUCAGGAGCUGGUAUUCAUUUGAUCCCCUUUCACCAUGCCGGCCACCACCGCCGACACCCUCUCCUUAGUGACUCGUACCGUCUCUGUUGCUCCCCUUGUCCUUCUUUCAGUCGCAGAUCAUUACGGACGGACAGCGAAGGGCACCCGAAGACGAGUAGUUGGUGUUUUGCUAGGGCAGAAUGAUGGCAAGAAUGUUCGGGUAUCAAACAGUUUUGCGGUGCCAUUUGAAGAAGACGACAAAGAUCCAUCUGUUUGGUUCUUAGAUCAUAAUUUUGUGGAGUCGAUGAAUGAUAUGUUUAAAAAGAUUAAUGCACGGGAAAAGCUUAUUGGAUGGUACCAUUCUGGCCCCAAGUUGAGGGCAUCUGACCUAGAGGUCAAUGAGCUGUUCAAACGAUACACGCCGAAUCCCUUACUAGUAAUCAUUGACGUACAGCCAAAGGAAGUUGGCGUGCCCACUGACGCAUACUUUGCUGUGGAAGAAAUCAAAGAUGACGGAACAACCACAUCGAAAACCUUCGUUCAUACCCCAUCAAUAAUUGAGGCGGAAGAAGCGGAAGAAAUUGGUGUAGAGCACCUUCUUAGGGACAUCCGUGACGUUGCAGUUGGCACCCUCUCAACCCGGAUCACUUCUCAGCUUCAGUCAUUACAAGGAUUGCACUUAAGGUUACGCGACAUUGGCCAAUAUCUACAAAAGGUCCUGGAUCGUGAACUGCCUGUUAAUCAUGCUAUCCUAGGCAAUCUUCAGGAUAUAUUCAACCUCCUCCCCAACCUUGCAGCGGCCAAACAACGCUCGUCAGGGAACGCAUCGGAACAACCACAAAUUGAGAAUACAGAACUUGCGCGCGCCAUGAACAUGAAGACCAAUGACCAACUUAUGUCGAUAUAUAUCAGCAGUCUGAUCCGCGCGAUCACUGCUUUCCAUGAUUUGAUCGAGAACAAAAUCCAGAAUCGGCAGCAACAAGAGGAGCAAGAGGCGAAAUUAGAAGAAGGCAAGGAUGAGAAGGCGGUGACAAAUGGCAACACAGAGGAAAAGAAGAAGAAUAAUAGCGAGUCAAAAGAUGAGUCCGACAGCUCGAAGAAUAAAAAGAAGGGAUGAUAGGAGUUCGUAUACCUGUUCAUACCCUUCUCUCCAUCUAUUGAUAUUGAACCUUGCAGGUUAGCCUCUUUUUUUCCGUUGUAGACUAGAUAGGACGUCCGUGUUACGGCGAACGAUAUUGGGAGCCCGUAUCGGGGAUAUCAAAUGGUUUCAUUUAUUGGACAUAUCCACAAAAUUUUG
Molecule: messenger RNA, 1313 nt
Organism: Coccidioides posadasii C735 delta SOWgp
Lineage: Eukaryota; Fungi; Ascomycota; Eurotiomycetes; Onygenales; Onygenaceae
Gene: RPN8
Product: proteasome regulatory particle subunit
Biological process (GO): proteasome-mediated ubiquitin-dependent protein catabolic process
Cellular component (GO): proteasome regulatory particle; proteasome complex
Molecular function (GO): protein binding; metallopeptidase activity
Source: RefSeq, a predicted model, not a curated record